CCAUCGCUGGGAUUCGCACCCGGCUCAUCUCAUUGGAAGGCGAAUGCUCUAUUCUAUCCCCAGAACCACCACGGCUCUAAUUAAAUCAUUAAAUAAAUAUCGUUUGUUUAAAUUGUCAUCUUUGGUCAAAUAAUUAAUGCGCAACAUUUUCAUUAAUUUUGUGCCCGAGAUUGCCAUUGUUAUUCAAAUUAAUUAAUGCUGCUCAACUUUAAUGUCGAGAACUUGACUUUCACGCGAAAAAAUUUCCAAUUUAGAAUAAAAGUUUAAAUCGGGGAAAGAAAAAAUUGGAAAUAAAAAUUUCUACUAAGAGUUUCAAAGGUGAAGAAUUUCAAGCACAGAAUAAAAACACUCACACACAAAAAAAAAAGAAACAAAAAAAAACAAAAACAAAAAAAAAACUUGAAGAAUAUUCUAAAUAUUUUUUUAAAUGCGUUAAAACUUACAUUAUGUUUCAAACAAAGUUACAGUUCUUAUUUGAAUUUAAUCCUAAAGUUAGAUGACUACAGUAAGAUUCAAAUUUAAAGCAAAAAUCAGGGAAGGUGUUGUUGCAACUUACUUACAUAAGGAUAGGAUGAUUUGCUUAUUUUUGCUGAUAAAGGGGAGGGGGAGUCCAAACAUGCUUAUGUAUUAUUUGACCGGUUCCCGUGAGGAUUUUAAAUUUUAAUAACUUUGAAACAUAAUGAAUAUUUUUAUCAAUAUUUUGAAGUGAAUGGUGAAUGACAAAACAAACAUUUUAGUGGAAAUAAUCGAAGUUGUCAAAAGUGGAAUGAUUGUUUACUUUUAUGGUUUUCUUACUAUUUCCUCUUUCGAUAAUCACAUCCUGAUUAUCACCUGUGAUUGCAAAGUUGUUCACAGUUUGCAGACUUCCGGCGGUCAUCUUUUGACCAUCAUAAUCAGGUGGUCAUUCUGGUUCUGCGGCUUCUCUUGAUCUCAUCAAAUAAGAUAUCUUUAUCAAUUCUCCUUCAGUUUAACUGUCAUUAUCAACUCUCCUUCAGUUUGACUAUUAUUUGGUUAGGAAAAGACGUUGUUAAAAAAUACGGACUUAUUCUAAUACUUUCCUUUAAAUAAGUAAAUGUUACCCAAAAUAGGUAAGAAAACAAUUUAAAUGGAAGUUCUAGUUGUAAGUUUUUAUAGGUCGAUUUGGAAGGGAUGCCAGAAGAUGCCGACGCUGACCAGCACGUAGCCAUGCGACCAUCCCUUACAUCUCCACCUCUUAACACUCCUCUACCUGCCAAGGGUCCCCUGCUUUCCACUUCCUCUAAGAGGGCCCAAACGGAGGACUUGCCCCUCACCAAUGGUACAUCCGAUGACCGUCCUUCCCAAAUCAAUGGUAUCUCGAAAAAGAACCCAGAAGACGAGAAGAUACAAGAGUACCUGCAGCGCAGCGACACCGCCGUCAUUUAUCCGGAGCCCGUAGGUGGUAUGAGCCCCAAACAAAGAGAAGAUAAACACCAGUCCGGUAGUCCAGAACCCGUGCCUGUAACAGAAGAGAGCAGCUUGAAGUGUCCCCGUUGUGAUAAAAUAUUCUCAGGUCAGCAGGCGAUGCGAGAUCUUAAAGAGCAUCAUUCUGUGCAUCACAAAGAUGCUGAUCCUCCUGAAUCUCUUUUCACUUGCCAGAAAUGUAACGCCUCCUUCACAACCAAAGAGAAUCUCAGCAAGCAUAAAGUGUAUCACGUCUCAAAUGGCCAGUCUUCAAAUGUUCAAACAAAUGAUGCCGAACGUAGAUUCAAGUGCUCGGAGUGUGGCAAAGCCUUCAAGCUUAAACAUCACCUACAAGAGCAUCUUCGAAUCCACAAUGGUGAAAAACCUUUCAUGUGCCCUAACUGUGGGAGGAGAUUCUCCCAUUCUGGUUCUUUCUCGGCACACAAUACAAGCAAAAAGUGCCUCGUCGUCAACCUCAAGGUGCGCAAAGUAGACAGUCGCUCUCCUCGAGGUCGUGGCAACUCACAAAAUAAUUCUCUCCGCCCAAUCAUUCCUAAGUAUCGCUCUACUGGUGCCGGUGGAAGUAUAACAUCAUCCGCACCAACCGAGAUGCCACUGAUACCUGCCGGAUACAUGUCUUCUCCCGAGAGGUUCUCCAGUUUUUCCAGUCGACCCCAACAACCUUACUUACCUUUAACCUUUCCUCAUCCAAUGCACUACUUACCCAUGUCAACAUUUCCAGAAGUGACGCAACUCUUACAGCAACGAAGGUACGAGAAUGAAGUGGAGAAUCACUCGCAGCUUCCACCUCAGAUUCUACCUACUUCAUCGCACCUCGACAAAUCUGACAGCUCGCCACGAUCAAGCCCAAAACCACAAGGAGAACUGAAUGCUGUGAAGAAGAUUCUCGAAAUCGUCGACAACACUGUCUCCAAGCAACAGCAAUCACCAACCCGACCUCGGAAUGGUCUUCUUUCCGAAUUGCUAAGUGCCGCUCCCCAGUCGAGCAUCAAAUCACCUCCACCCUAUAACGACAAUCGAUGUCGUUACUGUUCCAGACUCUUCGAUUCGAACAUUGAGCUCCACCAGCAUGAGAGGUACCUGUGUUCAAGUAAUAUCGAACUCAGAAGCAGGCCCGAAUCUCCUCGUGAAAACGGUGCCAGUGAAACUGAAUCUUGUGAAGAUAGCAAUAGAGUUUGUAUGUCCCCAUCCGCCCUUAGCGUAGACUGUGAACUCACACUCAAAGCCCAUUUCCAAAUGAAUCCUCGUCCAAAGAAAUCGGAACUCAUCCGACUAGCCCAUGAUCUGAAGUGCUCUGUGAGAACAAUCCAAGAGUGGCUCCAGAGGCAGCAAAUGCGUUCUAAAGACUACGCUAUGAAUGGCAAUGCUUCGCCAAGUCCGACGCCUUCUCGCCAACAAGCCAUUUCAUUCACCCCUUCGGUUCUUUCUGAUUGCAAUGGUCAUCCUUUUGUACCUCAUUACAAUGGUGCUAUUUCAUCGUGUGCUCCUCUCGUGCCCUUUCGGCCCAUUCCAGAAUCUCCCCGCCUCAACGUGGAAGAAGACCAACCUCUGGACCUGUCUUUUAAGUUGAAAAAGGAGGAUACUGACCUCUACCCUCCAGAAAAGUCUCAGUCUCCAGUGAAUCACUUGGAGAGUGAAGUGUUGAAUCUCAGCCAAAGAUCAUCUCGGACGCCACCCAAAGUAGACAGCCCUUCAUCUGUUCAAAGCAAUCGCCUCUCACAAUUUCCCGGGCAGAAUAACCAAGGUGAAGAUUCAUCCGCCCAAACAACUAGCCUCAGUAGUUUACAUUCAUCUCUGUUAUAUAAAUACAUGCAGAUGGGAAUGUCGGGACAGCAGCAGCAGCCGCGUGAAGAUCGAAUCAAAUCUCCAAUGGUCGAGGCAGUUUUGUCUCCAGAUCACUCACCUUCUCGAGCAGAUCAACCUCUCAGUAUGUCGUCACCCGGGGGUUAUGCAAACAACAGUAGAAGUCCCAAUGCCACAACGGGAUCUUAUUAUCACGCAGAAGAACCCACUGACAGCAGUCUUUAUAGUCCUAGUGCCAAGAAACCCAGAUUGUGGAAUCAGGGAGAUGGUGAGGAUAGUGCAAUGGGGGAUAGUCCAGGUCCAGAGGAGGAAUGUUCUGUUGGUUCAUCUGGAAAGGCAAGAAAAUCUUGGAAACUGCACAAAGUCGAAGCCGAGGAAGGCAUGUACGCUUGCGAUCUAUGUGAUAAAAUGUUUAGCAAGCAGAGCUCACUGGCAAGACACAAAUAUGAACACUCAGGGCAAAGACCACACAAGUGUGAUAUAUGCGGCAAAGCGUUCAAACACAAGCAUCACCUCACUGAGCACAAAAGACUGCACAGCGGCGAGAAGCCAUUCCAGUGCAGUAAAUGUUUCAAAAGGUUCUCACACUCCGGCUCUUACAGUCAACACAUGAACCACAGGUUCAGUUACUGUAAACCUUACCAUGAGUGAAAUGUGACCUUUUUUGACCUUCCUUCUUCCUUUCUUCUUUGUUUUCGCUACUCCCGUGACUUUUUCCCUUCCCUCAUCAUCAAAUUUGAUAUGUGCAUUUCAAAGUUUAAUAAAUAAAAAAAGGGGGGAAAAGCGAACUAGUAAUCAAGGGGUGCUAAUUUUUAUGGAACUACAGAAGGAAUUUUAUUUGAUGACUGGAAAAUUGUGCAUCAAAAAUGUGAAGAUAUAAGUUACCUAUUUUGAAACCAAAGACAUGUUUAU
Molecule: messenger RNA, 4158 nt
Organism: Parasteatoda tepidariorum (common house spider)
Lineage: Eukaryota; Metazoa; Arthropoda; Arachnida; Araneae; Theridiidae
Product: zinc finger E-box-binding homeobox protein zag-1
Biological process (GO): anatomical structure development; regulation of transcription by RNA polymerase II
Molecular function (GO): RNA polymerase II cis-regulatory region sequence-specific DNA binding; DNA-binding transcription factor activity, RNA polymerase II-specific
Source: RefSeq, a predicted model, not a curated record